Molecule: messenger RNA, 2409 nt
Organism: Rotaria sordida
Lineage: Eukaryota; Metazoa; Rotifera; Eurotatoria; Philodinida; Philodinidae
Source: the annotation of a GenBank genome assembly
AUGGCUUCUAACUCAGCUACACCCAAUAACAAAACUGAUCCCGGUUUUAUUAUUAUUCAUGAUGAUAUUCAAUGUCCACCAGUACUUAAAGAGUUUUUCUUAGAUUUACGUAUUAGUAUAGAGAAAAAUCGGUGGUCUUCAAAAUGUAGAAUUUGUUCAACAUCUAUUACUGAUAGUUAUAAAACAACUUCAAAUUUUUUAAAGCAUUUAAAGAACAAACAUCAAUCUAUGCUUGAUGAAUGGAAAAACAACCAGGAUCAAUCUGUUAAAGACGCAAAUCAGCCGAAAAUAGAUAAUAUUUUUAGUCCUGAUGGUGAAAAAUAUUCAACAAACAACAAACGACAACAACAACUCACCAACAGCAUUAUCCAAAAUCUGAUAAUAAAUAUGGGUCUUCCAUUGUCAAUUGUUGAUCAUAUAUCAUUCAAGAAUUUCAUGAAUGACGUUGAUCCAAAAUAUAAACCUGUUAAUAGACGUGAUCUUACCCGUUCAUUUUUACCCGGUUUACAUAAAAAAUGCACUGCAAAAUUACAAGAAAUAUGUGCUCAAUCAAGUUAUGUUAGUCUAACACUCGAUGUGUGGACUGACCGCCGUAUGCGGUCUUAUUUCGGUGUUACUUUACAUACUAUUAUUAAUGAUAAAUAUAAAUCAUUUUUACUUUCAUUCGAGCAACUUGAAGGAAAACAUACAAGCGAAAAACUAUCAGCAGAAUUUGAUCGUAUAAUACAACUUUAUAAUUUAAAUGGUAAAAUUGUCCGUUUGAUUACUGAUAAUGCCAGUAAUAACCGGGCUGCCUUUGAUGAUAUUAUUUUACCUGGAUUUGAAGAUUAUUUCGAUGAAAUAAUAGGUGAUCAAUCUGAAUCUGAAACUGAAUCAAACGAUGAAGAAUCUAAUGAUUAUUCAAUUGGUGAACGACAACAAUUACAAACACAUGAAGUUGAUGAUUCUAUUUAUCAAACAACAUUGAAUCCAAUAAGUGAAGAAGAAUUUGUACGUUUACCAUGUUUUGGACAUUGUUUGCAGCUGGUGGUCAAUGAUGGAAUAAAAGCAAGUGAUGCAGCAUUAUCAUCUCUGAAAAAGGUAGCUCGUUUAGCUAAGCUUGCUCAUUUUAGUACAGAAUUUGCAGAACGACUUGAAAAAGUCAACUGUGCUAUUCCAAGAGCUAAUCAUACCAGAUGGAAUAGCCAAUUCCAAACAGUGAAAAGAGUUAUUACUAUUCCAUCUUCAACACUUAAUUCAAUUUUAACAGAUUUGAAGAAAAAUGAUCUUAUACUUAAUAGUAGAGACAGAAAAAUUUUGGAAGAAUUUGUAUCUUUGUUUGAGUUAUUUGAUGAAGCUACUGUAUUAACUCAGGGUGAAUCUUAUGCAACUGUUACCUUUGUUGCACCUACUGUUCUUGGUAUACUUUUUGAUCUUGAACGUGAACUUAGUUCUUCUACUUUAAUUCUCUCUUCUUUAUGUGAAGCUCUUAUUUCAUCCAUUAAAGCUAGAUUUAGUGGACUUCUUCGUCAUUUUGGAAUUGAUGUACCUUUCAAUUCUUUUUCUAUGUCGGAGCGUUUCUCAGAUGUGAUUUUUCUUAUUGCUCCACUUUUUGAUGCACGUUUUAAACUAUUGUGGCUUGAUAAUCUUCAUACUGUUGUAAAAAUACGUGUUCUUGAAAAAAUUCGUAAUGCGUUUGUUCGUUUUUUUUCUAAAUUAAGUCUUUCUAUGUCACGGAACAUGGGAGCCGAUGUAACCAACACAAGCGAAUCAAGUGAUAUUGACGUUUUAACAAAGAGCACUGAAUCACAUAGUAAAAGAAAAUGUCUUUUUCCUUAUUUUGAUGAAAUAAAAAAAAGUUCUGUCGAUGAUAAGUCGAGAAUUUUGACUGAACUUGAUGCUUAUUUAUGUGAAGAAAGUUCUACAGCAAAUUUACUUUUUUCAAAAAAACAUAUUUAUCCAUGUCUAUAUAAACUUGGUUUGAAAUACUUGUCAGUACCGGCUACAUCGGCUCCCAUAGAACGUGUUUUUUCUAAAAGUGGUUUUCUUAUGCGUCCACAUAGAGCAUCAUUAUCUGUAAAAAAUGUUUGUUUACUUACUUUUCUUAAAUCUGUUAAUAUAAUAAGAUCAACAACAAAAAUUGAAAAUUUAAUUGAAUCAUUAUUAAAACUUAUUCAUAAAUGUUUAGUUUGUUUGGGUGAUAUAAGCAGAUAUUUAACUGAAUAUGAUGGUUGUAUACAAACGGCAGAAAAAUAUUAUGCUAUGACAAUACUUCUUGAUCCGGAAAUUGGAAUCCCAUUGAAUCAAUUGGGAACAUUAUGUGGUCGAUCGAAUAGUAGUUGUAAUGAACCUUUUUUUUAUUUACUUUGUUUAAGUACAAUAUAUCCAUUUGAUGAUGAUAAAGAUAAUUUACAAAUGCUUUUUGAAUGA